AUGUCACUGGGACGGAUCUACGACUUCAACGAGGGCAUGAGUUGGUCCACGUGGAUAGAACGUCUAACGUUCUACUGUGAGGCCAAUCUCAUCACAGCACCAGAGAAGAAGCGAGCGGUGCUGCUUACAAUGUGCGGGGAGUCGACGUACGAAACUCUGAAAGCCCUCCUUGCGCCACAACUUCCAUCUGAAGUGAGCUACUCAGAUAUCGUCAGGUGUCUCGCCGAACACUUCGAUCCAAAACUGUCGGAACUUCUCAGCCGAUUCAAAUUCCAUCAGCGUAAUCAAGCGCCGACGGAAACGAUAGCAGACUAUGUUACAGCACUCAGGGCCAUCGCCAGAGACUGCAAUUUCAGUAUUAGCAGUACAGUUUCGACGCCGGCGACAGAUAGGGCAACAGGGGAUAGCCCACCACAGCAACAGGCAAUGACGGAGCAGCCGACACCGCCCACAGCGUUGCCUCUAGACGUCAUGAUGAGAGACCACUUCAUUUGCGGUAUUCGGGAUAAGAACCUGCAGCAACGCCUUUUAGUGGAGCGUGACAUAACAUUCGAUCGGGCUUUCAAGAUUGCUCUCGCAACGGAGUCAGCAGUGAGUCAGCAGAGUCAGCUGCAGUCGGCACAAGAACGAGACCAGGUUAACAUCGUUCGGAGAAAGUCCGCGGGACAUCGGAAGAAGACGACUAAAACACAAAGGUGUGGCCGCUGUUUGGGAGAUCACGAGGCAAAGGACUGUCGGUUCAAGAAUGCCAUCUGCAACAGGUGCAACAAAAAGGGCCACAUUGCGAGAGCUUGUAAGCAGCAACAUGGAGCGCCAGUGGCAGGAGACAGUCAUCACCUUGCUAGUGGGUCGGAUGAUGAGCGGAGUUCAUCCUCCAGUGAGCUCUACCAACUUAACCACGUCGGGGAUAAACUAGGUCGUCCAGACAUUCCCAAAUUCACAGUGACGCUCAAGGUAGAAGGAAAGCGCCUCAAUUUUGAAGUGAAUUCGGGAGCAGCUUGCUCGAUAAUCAGCGAACAGACUUAUCGGGAGACAUGGCCACACAAUCCUCCGGAGCUAAAGAAAAAGACCACUUGUCUACGAACAUGGUCAGGCGAAGGCCUGAGGGCAUUAGGCACGACUCAAGUACGUGUGCGGUUCAAGACGAAGGACUUCAUUUUGCCUCUGACUGUCAUGAGAGGAACUGGAUGUAAUCUUCUCGGACGAGAUUGGUUCAGGCCGCUGAACAUCAGAGUCAGCGGUAUUCGUCACGUUCAGGACUCAAGCCAGCUGCACACCCUUUUAAAGUACGAAACUGUGUUUGUCGAAAACAUCGACGGUCACAAGGGGGCCCCGGUCUCACUGGAGCUGAAGGAGAACGCCGCGCCUUGCUUCCUGAAGGCUCGACCUGUCCCCUUCGCUCUUAGAAGUACAGUCGAGAAAGAAAUCGACCACACGGUUAACCUGAGGACCAAGGCAUCAUCCUACCCGUUUCCCACUACCACCGAGGUCUUCACCAGACUUCGUGGAGGAAAAAUAUUUUCUACGCUGGAUUUGAAACAAGCGUAUCAGCAGCUCCGAUUGACCACUGCGGCUGCGGAAAUUUUGACUGUUAACACGAUUAAGGGUUUGUUCCGGGUGAAGAGGCUUCCGUUCGGAAUAUCGGCAGUUCCAGGAAUUUUCCAGCGGUUCAUCGACACCUUGCUGGCGGAUAUUCCAGGCACAAGCGCUUACCUGGAUGACGUCAUUGUCUGCGGAAAGGACAUAGAUGAACAUAACAGACGCCUGGAGCAGGUGCUCAGUAAGCUGGAAGGGGCGAACCUUCGCCUAAGAAGAGACAAGUGCAAAUUUGCGCUGCCAGAGGUUUCUUACUUAGGACAUCGCAUUGAUGCAGAAGGUCUGCAUCCGACAGACGACAAGGUCAAGGCAUGGCUUCAGGCCCCAUCACCGAAGUCCAAGCGUCCGAACUGA
Ornithodoros turicata is the source of this 1950-nucleotide messenger RNA. RefSeq lists its product as uncharacterized. The transcript is spliced from 2 exons. The record is from RefSeq and is a predicted model, not a curated record. Bases 1 to 1950 code for a protein of 649 amino acids. Lineage: Eukaryota; Metazoa; Arthropoda; Arachnida; Ixodida; Argasidae. Gene Ontology annotation, biological process: proteolysis. Gene Ontology annotation, molecular function: zinc ion binding; aspartic-type endopeptidase activity; nucleic acid binding.